AAGUGGAAUGCUCUGGCAAGGCGAGGCGAGGAAAGGAAACAAUGCAGGGCGAGCUUUGUCUAUUCUCAUCGCGAUCCUCAUCUCGCACCUCUAGCAACGAUGACAUCGAGUAGUGUAGCGAAUUCGUGCUCUCUUGAGGAAUCUUGAGCUCGUUACUGUUCCUUGAAGCUGCAUAUCAGGUGCAUUCAGAAUGGAGCUCGGAGUCAAUUUCAGGGACUAAGGGCGAAGUUCCGGUUGAUCAAAUGAAAUCAGUAUCUUGAGAGUAAAGUCUACAAUUUCAUGCCCGCAAAUACUGUAAUAUAGAUUUGUUUAGUCCAACGCUUCAACUGUUGCAUAGCGAGUGAGGCAAGUGUAGUGAACUGGUUGUGAGUUGUUGCAUUAUGGUUCUCAGCACAUAGGUGAACUGAAGCCCUGACAUCCAGGCAGGGGAACCAUGAGAGGGCGAGGAAGAGGGCCCAGUGGAGGGAGGGGAGAUGGUGGCCGGAGCAGGUCUGCACGCGGAAGACCGAGAGAAAGUAGCAAAUUUGGCAAUGAAGGCCGAAUUGAAGACGGCCACAAGGAUGGGGGUGGCAGUGUAAGGAGAGUAGGGAGAUCAAAGGUAUGGCGAACUUCCGAAGAUGCAUUGGAGGCAAGCUUUGGGUACCAGAUUUUUACCGAAGGAGAACCUCGGCUAGGAUGGCUUCUCAACAUGGUCUCGUCGGCGAUGGAUGAUCCUAAUAAUGACAAUAUUACAUACAGCUGUGUCAACCUCUACUUUAUGUGCCAGGAUGGAUCCACCUUCAAGGCACAAUUCAAGUUUGCUCCUUACUUCUAUUUGGGUACCAAGGAGAACACAGAGUUGGAGGUUGACGCUUACCUAAGACGGCGGUACGAGGGGCAAAUUGCAAAUAUUGAGAUAGUUAACAAAGAAGACCUUGAUUUGAAAAAUCACCUUUCAGGUCUGCAAAGUAAAUAUUUAAAACUUAGCUUCAACACUGUGCAAGAGCUGAUGAAUGUAAAGAGUGAGUUACUACCCUUGGUACAGCGGAACCAAGCAAAGCUGGACGCUGCUCAGGCUUAUGAAUCACUCUUCAAUAAUUCAGCAAGCAAAGCUCCUGGAAAGAUGCAGGAUUACAUUGAGUAUAUGGUAGACAUGAGAGAGUACGAUGUCCCUUACCAUGUCAGGUUUGCAAUUGAUAAUGAUAUCAGAUGUGGGCUCUGGUACAUGGUUAGUGUUGAAUCUUCUCAAACGAAGUUGGAAAGGAGAACAGAUCUAUUGCAACGUGCUGAGGUGCGAGUUUGUGCAUUUGAUAUCGAGACAACAAAGUUACCUUUGAAGUUCCCCGAUGCAUCGUAUGACAGUGUGAUGAUGAUAUCUUACAUGAUCGACGGCCAGGGAUAUCUUAUAGUUAAUCGAGAGUGUGUAGGUGCUGAGAUUGAGGACCUUGAGUAUACUCCGAAGCCAGAGUUUGAAGGUCACUUUAAGGUCACCAACACACGGACGGAGAAAGAGCUGCUUGUUAGUUGGUUUUCUCAUAUGCGGGAGGUGAAGCCAAGUAUCUAUGUCACGUACAAUGGUGACUUCUUUGAUUGGCCUUUCAUUCAAGCACGUGCUCUUCAUCACGGAAUGAGGAUGCACGAUGAGAUAGGGUUUCAACAUAAUGAAACUCUAGGGGAGUGUUUGAGUAAGUUUGCUUGUCAUUUGGAUUGCUUUGCAUGGGUGAAGCGUGACAGUUACUUGCCGCAAGGAAGUCAAGGUCUCAAGGCUGUAACGAAGGCUAAAUUGGGUUUCGAUCCGUUGGAGGUUAAUCCUGAAGACAUGGUUCGCUUUGCUAUUGAGCAACCACAGACAAUGGCUUCCUACUCAGUCUCAGAUGCUGUCUCAACAUAUUACUUGUACAUGACAUAUGUGCAUCCUUUUAUCUUUUCUCUGGCAACCAUCAUUCCAAUGUCUCCAGAUGAGGUUUUGCGCAAAGGCUCCGGGACACUUUGUGAAAUGCUUCUAAUGGUUCAAGCCUUCAAGGGAAACAUUAUCUGCCCCAACAAACAUAAAUCUGAGCAAGAGAAGGUUUACAAUGGGAAAAUGCUGGAGAGCGAAACCUACAUUGGUGGGCAUGUGGAGUGUCUGGAGAGUGGAGUCUUUCGGUCCGAUAUCCCCACACGGUUCCACCUGACUCCUGAAGCGUAUCAGGGGUUGAUUAACAAUCUCGAUAGGGAUUUGAAGUAUGCAAUCGAAGAAGAAGGAAAGCUCGAGUUGGAGUCGGUGACUAACUAUGAUGAAGUUAAGGAGGAUAUUAAACUCAAACUUGUGAACCUACGUGACACUCCAAUUAGGGAUGAGCGUCCCCUCAUCUAUCAUCUGGAUGUGGCUGCCAUGUAUCCCAACAUCAUUCUCACAAAUCGACUUCAGCCGCCAUCUAUAGUAACAGACGAGAUCUGUGCGGCCUGCGACUUCAACCGUCCAGGCAAGACUUGCAUGCGAGAGUUGGAGUGGGUCUGGAGAGGUGAAACCUACGCUGCUAAACGGAGUGAAUUCAUGCAUCUUAAGAAUCAAAUUGAGUCGGAACAAUUCCCUUCAAUUGCGGAUGGGGGGCCAUUAAGAUACUUCCGUGACCUCCCCAAGGAUGAACAGCAGAGCAAAUUGAAGGAUCGGUUGAAGAAAUAUUGUCAGAAGGUGUACAAGCGAGUGCUGGAAAAACCGAUCACAGAUGUCCGAUCGGCCAGCGUCUGCAUGCGAGAAAAUCCGUUCUAUGUGGAUACUGUCAAAAGCUUUCGGGAUAGGCGUUAUGAAUACAAGGGUCUAAACAAGGUUUGGAAAGGGAAGCUCGGAGAUGCGAAAGCUAGUGGCAACCCGAUCAAAAUUCAAGAAGCUUCGGAUUUGGUCAUUUUAUAUGAUUCGCUUCAAUUAGCACACAAGUGCAUCCUCAAUUCUUUCUACGGAUAUGUCAUGCGCAAGGGAGCUCGCUGGUACUCCAUGGAGAUGGCAGGUGUCGUUACAUAUACCGGGGCAAAAAUUAUUCAGAAUGCCCGUGUCUUAGUUGAGCAAAUCGGGAAACCACUAGAACUUGACACAGAUGGAAUUUGGUGUUGCCUGCCUGGAUCUUUCCCUGAGAACUUUACCUUCAAGACCAAAAACGGAAAGAAGCUCACAAUUUCAUACCCUUGUGUGAUGCUCAAUGUUGAUGUUGCUCUCAACAAUACCAACGACCAGUAUCAGACGUUGGUGGAUCCUGUAUCGCGAACUUAUGCAACAACUAGUGAAUGCUCCAUCGAGUUUGAAGUUGAUGGACCUUAUAAGGCUAUGAUCAUACCUGCGUCUAAGGAAGAAAACGUCCUUCUCAAGAAGCGUUAUGCCGUUUUCAAUCACGAUGGUACAUUGGCAGAGUUGAAGGGAUUUGAAAUAAAGCGGCGCGGAGAGCUUAAACUUAUCAAGGUGUUCCAGGCAGAAAUUUUUGAUAAUUUUUUACACGGUGCGACUUUGGAGGAGUGCUAUGCCUCUGUGGCUGCCGUUGCAAAUCGGUGGUUGGAUAUGCUUGAGAAUCAAGGUAUCGAUGUUGCAGAUAGUGAGUUAUUGGAGUAUAUUUCUGAAUCAAGUACAAUGAGCAAAUCUUUAGAAGAUUAUGGUGAUCGAAAAUCGUGUGCCACUACUACAGCCCGGCGAUUAGCUGAUUUUUUGGGUGAUGAGAUGGUCAAAGACAAGGGACUUAGCUGUCGUUACAUUGUUGCCCGUGAUCCACAGGGUGCGCCUGUGAGUGAGCGAGCAAUUCCUGUCGCCAUUUUUGAUGCUGAGCCUGAGGUGAUGAGGGUAUAUGUUCGAAAAUGGUGCAAGUGUUCGGCGGAUGUUGCCAUUCGUAGUAUUGUAGAUUGGGGUUAUUAUCGCCAACGUCUCAAUUCUGCCAUUCAAAAGAUCAUCACUAUUCCUGCGGCCCUUCAAAAGGUUGCAAAUCCAGUUCCACGUGUAGUUCAUCCUGACUGGCUUUGGAAGAGGAUUCGAGAAAAAGAUGAUAAGUACAGGCAAAGAAACCUGAAAGAUAUGUUUGGGCCGAAGGUUGCUCAAGCUGAGGAACCCAUUUCCGAGGAUGGCUCUGAAGCUGAUCUAGAAGACAUGGUCGGUACCAAAUUAACUGGUCGUAAAAUGCCUCGACCAAUUAUUCGUGUAUAUGAUAAAGAUAAACAAAUUAGUAAUGUACAAAUGACAAACAAAUCAGUAAUAGAAGAUGGAAUCGAAAUGCCACCUGCUAGGCAAGUGCGAGAGACCACUCCUGAUAAGAACGAUGACUAUGAAGCUUGGUUGGAGCACAAAAAAAGGAAAUGGAAGGAGGCCCGAGACAAACGAAAACGAUCUAGACCGGAGAAUGCUACUGGCGGAGCAUUACGCAAUUCCCUCAUAAGUAAAGGUGGUAAAGCAGCUCGAUCAAAGCCGGGUGUGGGAGCUUUUUUUCGCAAUAGAGAAGCUGCCUUGACACACUCUCAUUGGCAGAUAUUGCACUUGGCUCUCGGUCAAAGGUCAGGGGAGUUCACGGCUUGGGUACUCGCAGAUGGUGAUAUGUAUAAGGUCCCUCUGAAAGUUCCACGUGUGUUUUAUCUAAAUACACAAGCCACCAAUACCGAAGAAUACCCUGGAGUACGUGUAACUCGUACUUUGCCACAUGGACGACCAGUUUUUAAUCUUAUUGAGGUAGUAGUAGACGAGGAGCAGUUUAAAUUAGCAGGAAGGAAACUUGCAGCGCAUCUUGCAGAUCCUGAAGUGGAGGGAGUAUACGAGACAAAGAUGCCACUAUCUCUGCAUGCUUUGCUGCAGCUUGGAUGUGUGUGUAAAGUUGAUUCAAAGGCGCGAAACCGUACGAUAAGGGAUGGAUGGUCUUUGAACGAUCUUCACAUGAAAACUACUACAGAGUGCUCAUAUUUGAUGGACGAUCUACCAUAUAUCUUUUUGUAUCACAGCUGGAUGGAAAACAGGGGGCUGUAUGCUUUGUAUACGCCUGUGAUUUCCAGGAUAUUGGUUGUGGUCGUUAAUCCCUUCAAUAAUCGUGAAAUUGCCAUCGCUCAGCUGGAGCGUCAAUUUCGUGAUGCAGUCCGUAACCAGAGCCAAUCUAAUGUCGACACUUCUGAAUUAACAUGCAAGGUUGAAUAUGUAUCAAGUAAUGCGGAUGCAGGACGACUCUUACAAAAAACACUUAUUGAGUACAGGGAUCAACAUCGAGGUCCUACUCUAGCUGUUGUUGAGUGUCCCAAUUUGGAUACAACUAAGAAUACAAUUUCAGCCCUCUCUGAACUACCAUGUAUACAAGUUUCAUGCAAUGCUCGUGAUAGUAAUUAUCAGACCCUUGGGUGGCAACCUCUAGCUGGUAGAGUGGCCAUGCAACGGUGUGCAGCAUCUAGUAUAUGGCUUCAGGAGAGGAUUACUCUAGCACGAUAUGCACAUGUUCCGCUUGGGAAUUUCGAUUCGGACUGGCUUCUUUUCACUGCCGACACUUUUUAUGCACGUGCUUUACGUGAUCAUAUGCAGGUGCUUUGGGUCUCAAACGAUGGAAUACCAGAUUUGGGAGGAGUUCCUGAGGAGGAGCCAAGCUUUGCCGAUGAGGUUCAACAGCCGGCUUUGAUCUUUCCAGGCGCUUACCGAAGUAUUAGUAUCGAGCUUAAGGUUCAUCACCUUGCUGUGAAUGCUUUACUGAAAAGCAGCCAGAUCAAUGAGCUAGAAGGCGGUGCUCUCUUAGGCUUCAAUUCAGAAUCUCAGGAUGCAGUUUCUCUUGGGGUUGGACAAACAAAUUGGGAUGAAAGUGUGUCUUGUGCACCAGCCUUUCGGAUUCUAAAACAACUUGUACAAGGCUGGCUUAGUGACGCUGUGUCAUCAGGCAACACAUUUGCAGAUGUUCUCUUGCAACAUCUUUACCGUUGGCUCUGCAGUCCAACAUCAAAGAUGCACGAUCCUGCUCUUCACCGUAUUCUUCACAAGAUUAUGCAGAAGGUUUUUGCACUGUUGCUUGCGGAGCUGCGGAAAUUGAGGGCCACCAUAGUCUUUGCAGAUUUUUCGCGCAUAAUUAUAGCUACUGGAAAAUAUAAUAUGGCAGCUGCUCAAGGGUACUGCGAGUACCUGUUGAAAACUUUAAAAUCUAGGGAGUUGUUUGAGUGGUUAGAGUUGGAGCCAAAACGGUACUGGCAUGCUCUGCUUUUCAUGGAUCAGUAUAACUACGGAGGCAUUCAAGCGAAAGAUGUUCGGACAGACCUUGAUGCCAGCGAUCUAUCUCAGGAUCCUACACAGAACGGGGCAAAUGAGAUCAUUUCAAGCUGGAAUAUUGCAGAGUUUCUUCCGAAAGUGACUCAGGACUACUUUGUGGUGAUAGUUUCAGAAUACAUCUAUAUCCCAUGGAAGCACUCUCAAGAUCAGGCGGCUUUGCUUGCAGCAGCUAGGGGUGGAGAUUUUGCAUCAAGCACUCCGUCUGUCUCAAUUUCUACAGCCUCUGAUGCGGAAGCACAAGAAGUUUCAUAUCUCAAAGAACAGAUUGCGUCCUACUUUACGGACAAAUUAUUGAGGGUAGUACGAGAUGUGCAAAGGCACAUAAAUGCAAGGAGAGACGAGGAAGAUUCUGAAGCUCAACUUUCGCGACAAUUUCCAAAGUUGGCUGGUUCACAUCUGGUCAUGACUGAUCCAGCCUUGGAAUUCAUCAAGCAAGUGUGUGCUGUACUGGCUCUUGAUAAUCGUGUUCAACACAAUGUAAUGGUAAUGAGGAAAAACUUGUUGAAGUUGGUGCACGUCAGAGAAUUCUCUGCAGAAGCUGCAUUUGAAGAUCCAUGCCGCUCAUUCACUCUACCAAAUGUCAUAUGCAGUUAUUGUAAUGACUGUAGGGAUCUAGAUCUUUGCCGUGAUGCUGCUCUGUUGGAGCAUGAUUGGCGCUGUGUGGUGCCCUCUUGUGGCCAACCGUAUGAUCGCGCUUGGAUUGAGAACGCACUGCUCCAAAUAGUGCGUCAACGAGAACGUCUGUAUCAUCUCCAGGAUCUCGUCUGCGUAAAAUGUCGUCAGGUAAAGUCAUCUCAUCUUGCCGAUCAGUGUCAAUGUGCUGGAGCGUUCAAAAACACAACAAGCCCAGCUGUGUUUGAAAAAGAAUUACAAGUGUUUCUGAAUAUUGCUAAAUACCAUGGGUUUGAGUUACUAGAAGAGGUUGUUACCUGGCUUGUAACUCCUUUGGUGCGAACAGCUUCAUGACUACCAGUUGCUCUAACUGCCUUCAUGCACAUUUAAGAGGAAUGUUGCCUCUAUGUGUUUGUGUACUAUACUUGGUUGAAAUACGUUCUGGAGGAUUCCGAGCGUUUUCUGCUACUAGCAGUGGCCGAAUUACAGCGUAGGCUAGAGAAUUUUCUAAUUUCUGCAACAACUGCAGUACCUAAUAUUCCUUUAUCUUAGACAAUUGCACAUGAUUUUAGCAGCUUAUGUACACGGAUCAGUUUUGGGGACUUAAGUUUCCUUGUAAUAUACGGUGCUAGCACCAACGUCAUUUAUUCCCUU
Physcomitrium patens is the source of this 7483-nucleotide messenger RNA. The record is from RefSeq and is a predicted model, not a curated record. NCBI's taxonomy places the organism in Eukaryota, Viridiplantae, Streptophyta, Bryopsida, Funariales, Funariaceae.